Messenger RNA from Drosophila busckii, 2833 nucleotides. RefSeq names its product protein SON (gene Son). Bases 161 to 2695 code for a protein of 844 amino acids. Lineage: Eukaryota; Metazoa; Arthropoda; Insecta; Diptera; Drosophilidae. The record is from RefSeq and is a predicted model, not a curated record. Gene Ontology annotation, biological process: regulation of mRNA splicing, via spliceosome; regulation of cell cycle. The transcript has 2 exons. Gene Ontology annotation, molecular function: RNA binding.
CCUGAAUAUCUAUCGAUUGAAAUGUACUGACAUGAGAUAAUUAUAGGCAUCUACGUAUAAACCUUAAUCAACAACAUUAAAAAAACACAACAAUUCAAUGUGGCAAUACUUUCUUGUACUGUACAAACAGCUAGCUCCGUUGAAUGACUAAGCCUUUGCGAUGACAGAAAAGACAGAGAACGCUGCGUCGUUGGAGAAGCAGGAACAGUCGCAGCAAUCACAAUUGGUUUCACAAUCCGUUCCAGCAGCAAAGAGUCUGAUUGCUAAUGUAAAGCGCGAAAAGAUUGACACCGAGAUCGAGGCAAAACUUAAGGCAUUAAAUGUCAAAGAGUCGUUGCAAAAUUCUUUAUCACAAGCAGUGCAUGGAUUAGAGAACGAUACCGGCAGCAGUAGCAACAGCAACGACAAUGGUUCAUCCCACGAUGAUAAAAAACAGAUAGAGCAUGUAAAGUCAUCUAAUGAAAUUCUAGCGGAGCUUUUUGGAGUCUUUAAUGUUGCACCACCUGAAGAACUAUUGGACGAUAAGAACUUACUGAAAAAAAACAAAAGAAUCAGAAGAGAAAAAAAUAAAAAGUCGCGCUAUAGUAAGAUAAGCAAGUCAGAUGAAGAGGUCUUCCACAGUGAAGGAGUUGUUAGCGAGGGUAAGCUUGAACACAAGCACAAGCGGAAAAAGCAUAAACACAAGCAUAAGGACAGCAAAGAGAAACAUAAGAAUAAAGAUCGUGAAAAGUCCGAUUACAAAAGCAAAGAUACAGAUAAUGAAAGUGAGGCUAAGGAACGCAAAGGUCGAGACCGAAAAAGAUCUGCACCUAUGGAGGCAUUCAAUAUAUCAUCGCCAGUUAAGAAGAAGACUCAAUCAGAUUUGAUAGAGUGUAGAAUAGGGCAGCGAAUUCACAAAAGCUUAUGCAGUGACAGGAACAAAGAAGAUGAAAGUACUCACACAAACAAGAAUAUCAAUGGCAGAGCAACAAGAGUGAAAAGGGAGCGUCGCCAGUCGGACGAACUUUCGCUCUCCGAUGAGGAAACGUAUCUUCGACAGAAGGCAAACGGUCGGCGCCUAUUUUACAAAGAUGACACAUCGAGCACCCGUCAGAGCUCUCACGCUAGGUAUCAGAACAACUUCAUCCAUCGCUCUCGCUCCCGUUCCAGAUCACGCGAUUUGGGAAUCGAUAAAAAGCGGCUACUAGAGAUUGCUCGCCGUAACGCUAUUAGUAUGUUUAAGCUUGGCAACAUGGCUGGCAUUUCUGAAAUGACGCCAGAAGUAAAAGACAAAGUGUUGCUCAAAAUGCGCUAUGGUGGCCGAACUGUGCAGGAUCUAACCGACUUUUGCAAAAAGAUCUCCAAUGGCGAAAUGCUUUCCGAUCUCAGCUCUGACGACGAUUCCGAUGUAGACAAAAACGGCAAUGCGAAAGCAUUUCACCAUCCUUUCCAACUAAAAGAGCGUGAGCCCAUCGUCAUGCACAUACGAAACUCGACACCGCUUUUGCCAUCCGCACGUCAAGAGGAUCAAGCCAAGGCGAUCACCAUGCAAUUUCCCGUCUCUUCCGGCCAAGUGCAUCGCAUGAACGAGGCAUGGGUUCCUGUAGAGAGCAAGAACCAGCUGGCACCACUGCCUUCACUUCCGCCCGCUAAGCAGGCGACAAACAUGUUCAAGGAUGUACAACGAAAUGUGUUUGCGAAGCUCAUACCACAGCAGCAGCAACAAGAGCCUGCCUUCAAGCCAGCUGGUGCGCCUUUGGACCCUUCGGCCGGAAUCGAAAGCAAUAGCUCAGCGUGCAGCAUUCCGUCCGUCAUAUCUGCGCCUAUGUCUGGGUCGGCUCCAGUUGCUGAGCCGCCGACGCCUACACUGCCGCUUGUUUUGCCUGAUCCAAGACCACUGUCUUUUGUGGCUGAAGUGCCGAUUCCAUCAAUAUCAGUGACUUCAUCAAGUGCUUCAAUUUUUCCGGAGGUACCAUCACCCGCUAUGGAUGUUUCUGCAAUAAUCACUCAACGGCUGAGUGCCAUACGACGUCUCCAGACUAAUCCAACCGACCCGGAGGCACUUAAAAUGAUGUACAAUGCUCAGAGAGACAUGACAUCAUGGGCAUCGUCCAAGCAUUUGCCUGGGCAGUUCACGGGCAGCACUGGUGCCCAGGUAAUGAAAGUGCACGAGUUGAACAGCGGUCCACAAUUGUGGGCCCGACGGGAUCAGCUCACAUCGACUAAGCCAGUUACUGGAGGCAUGGGCAUGGCGCUGCUUCAGAAAAUGGGUUGGAAGCCCGGUGAGGGCUUGGGACGUACCAAAACGGGCUCACUGCAACCGUUGCAACUGACUGUUAAGCUAGAUAAACGCGGCUUGGUGUCACGAGAGGACAGAAAGCAGCAAUCUGCCCGUCAAGCGACACAAUGGGGUCCUGGCGGAGGGCACAUAUUUAAAACAAAGAAGGAUAUUUACGAGAGUCAUGUUACCCUUAACACCCUUGACAAGCAUCCCGUAUGUGUCUUAAAUGAGUUGACAUCGAAAAAUAAGUGGACCCCACCACAGUAUACAUUGAAGGAAGAUUCUGGCCCCGCGCACAGUCGUUUAUUUCUCUUUUCCGUGGAGAUUAACGGCCAAGCCUAUACGCCACCUCAGGGAUGCAACACCAAGAAGGAGGCGAAGCUUAACGCGGCAAAAAUGUGCCUACAGUCAUUGGGCAUUCUGCCGCCCAUUUAGGGUAAAUGGUCGUGAUUUGGCCUUAUGCAGGACUUUUGAAUAUUUAACAGUUGUAUGGUUAGAUAGAAUAUGUAUGUAUAUGCAUAUAUGUAUGUAAGAUUGUGUAUAUAACUGGAAAUAAACUUACUUAGGUCAUAA